UUGAGGUCGUUGAGGUUGUGGUAGGGUACGGUCAAUUUGCUAUGUAAGACAUUCAUUCGUCUCCGUCAAGCUGUAAUGAAUUGUAAUUAGAUGUCUACAAGAACUGAAGUGUAGAAUACGUAAUAUAAUCAAAUAAGUAGUAUAACAAUCUUCCAGGUGCAAAGAGAAGUUCAGUCCAAAAUAUGUAUUAAUUUUUCACGGCAAAAUAUUGUGUUGUGCAAAAAGGAAUUGUUCCCAAAGUUAGAAAUGAGGAGUCGAAGUAAUUCAGGUGUUAGGUUAGAUUAUUACCAAAGAAUAGUUCACAAGAUCAUAAUGAAUCACCAGAACCCGGUAACAGGUCUGUUCCCAGCAAGCCCUCAGAACAAUCAUGCCUGGAUCCGAGACAAUGUUUACUGUAUACUUGCUGUCUGGGGACUAUCAAUGGCUUACAAGAAGAUAGCCGAUAUGGAUGAGGACAGAGCUAAGACUUACGAAUUAGAGCAGAGUUGUGUGAAGCUUAUGAGGGGACUCCUGAUGGCAAUGAUGCAGCAGAAGGAUAAGGUGGAGAAAUUCAAGUCGACACAGAAUCCGCUGGAUGCACUGCAUGCAAAGUACAGCUCCUCCACUGGUCAAACUGUUGUAGGGGACGAUGAGUGGGGGCAUCUUCAGAUUGAUGCUGUUUCAUUGUACCUCCUAGUACUGGCACAGAUGACUGCUUCAGGUCUUCAAAUUGUGUUCAGUUUGGAUGAAGUGUCAUUCAUUCAGAACCUCGUGUUCUAUAUUGAAUCAGCAUACUGUAUACCUGACUAUGGCAUCUGGGAGCGUGGAGACAAGACAAAUCAUGGAUUGCCAGAGCUAAAUGCAAGCUCUAUUGGAAUGGCAAAAGCUGCCAUGGAAGCAAUGAACGAACUCGAUUUGUUUGGAGCACGUGGUGGACCAUCAUCAAUAAUACAUGUUCUGGCAGAUGAGGCACAGAAAUGCCAGGCAGUUUUGCAGUCAAUGCUACCAAGGGAAUCAAGUUCUAAGGAGUUAGACAGCGGUUUAUUGUCUGUCAUCAGUUUUCCUGCAUUUGCAGUUGACGAUCCUCAGUUGAUCCAGCUCACAAGAGCAGCCAUUGUAUCAAAACUUCAAGGACGCUAUGGUUGCAAAAGGUUUCUUCGUGAUGGGCAUAAGACACCAAAGGAGGAUCCAAAUCGCCUGUACUAUGAGCCAUGGGAACUGAGAAUGUUUGAGAACAUUGAGUGCGAAUGGCCGUUGUUCCUCUGCUACCUCAUACUGGACUAUUGUUUCCAAGGGAACAAGAAUGCUGUCACUGAAUACACUGAAGCGCUGGAGGAGAUCAUGAUACGAACUGAAGAUGGGAUGAAACUUGUGCCAGAAUUGUAUGCUGUUCCGAAAGAUAAGGUCGCAGGAGAGUACCGUGAACCAGGUAGCCAAGAACGUGUUAUCUUAGGACGAUGUCCGUUUUUGUGGGCUCAGUCUCUUUACAUACUUGGUAAACUUCUCCAAGAGGGAUUUCUGGCUCCUGGUGAGCUUGAUCCAUUGAAUCGCCGGCUGUGCUCGGAGAAGAAGCCAGAUGUGGUGGUACAGGUGGUCAUCUUGGCAGAAGAUAAUGAUAUUCGUGAGAAGUUACGACAACACGACAUUAUAGUGCAGACUAUUGAUGAAGUUGCUCCAAUCGAAGUUCAGCCUGCUAGAGUACUGAGUCAUCUUUACACGUAUCUUGGUCGGAACAAGAAACUUGGACUGUCUGGUCGCAGAUCUCGCGAUGUUGGGAUCCUCAGCACAAGUAAACUGUACUCUUUACAUGAUCGGGUGUUUGCUUUCACACCUCAGUUGACAGACUUGACUCGUUUCUACAUCGCCUCUGAUUACGAGUUGAUGAUUGACAUUUUCAAGAGCGAAUUGAAUUUCCUGAAGUCUUCUUGGCAGAACAUGUUAGGCCGACCUCUUGUCGUCAUGGCAAUGAAGAGCAUUCAUCUAGGUACAUGGUGUGAUGAUCAAGGGAAGAUUCCACUAGCGAUGUUAACAACAAUGAAGAAACUGAAGAGCGGAUAUAUCAAUGGAACCAGGGUUACUCUGGGGAACCUGAAUGACUUCUUGAGUACAUCAUGCAUCACCAAUUUAAGCUUCCUUGGCAGCCAAGAGGAUGGUUUGCCAGAUCGGCUGAACCCACAAGUACAGACAUAUUUGGAAGAGCACUUGCUGAAGUCACUUGCUCCUCGUUCGCAGCUUCUGAACCGCCCGGCCAUACGUAAAGGGAGCACAAUGCGACGCCGUAUGUCAGUUAAGGGAGCCAUCAAGAAGACUCGAUCCAUAGCAGUAGAACCUGAUAUUUUGGGUAUGCAAGGUGAUGAGCAUUGGGAGAGACGAGCGUCUACUUUUGUGAACCCAUCUCAUUUGACAGCCGAAUCAGAAGCAGGCAAGGCAUCCCCUAGGUCACCCUCACCGGAAGAUAUGGUGCCGCUGUGGAAGCGGAGUGCAGCUCCCAGAGCAAGGAUGACUAAUGAGGCAGCACAGUAUGCUGACACAGAAGUUGAAGAACUUCUGACAAUGCUCAGAGAAACAGAACACCUGGAAGAGCAAGGAGACAUCUUGCAGUACCUAGUUGAUACACAGGGACUUGACUUCAACACAGGAAUUGUGGAAGAUGUUCAGAAUGUGACGGUUAAGGACUUGCUGAAAGUGCUGUAUGAAAAGGCCUGUCAGCAGAAACUCUGGGGUCUGGUCCGCCAUACAGCUGGAAUGCUGGGGAAAAGAGUGGAAGAUCUGGCAAAGGCAGUUACAGACCUCUUGGUUCGGCAAAAACAGGUGACCGUCGGCAUGCCUCCUGCAAACGAACACACUAUCACAGCACCUCUGCCUGAAAUUGAGCUGCGACAGUUGAUUCAUCAAGCAUAUGGUGAUGACGAGAGCACUGCCAUGUUGACGCAGGAGUUACUAGUUUAUUUGGCAAUGUUCAUAAGGACAGAACCACAGCUCUUCCUAGAAAUGUUGAGGCUACGAGUUGGUUUGAUUAUUCAGGUGAUGGCCACUGAACUCUCUCGAACGCUGAUCUGUACAGGAGAAGAAGCAUCUGAACACUUGUUGAACCUGUCUCCAUUUGAGAUGAAAAAUUUAUUGCACCACAUUUUGAGUGGGAAGGAAUUUGCUAUUAGCAGUGUUGGACGUGGUAACUUCUCAGUGAUCAGUUGUAAAUCAAGUCGUGUCAGUAAGAAAAGUCAGAUCGGUGGCCUCUUGGGAUGUGACUCAGAAGGGAUUGAAGACAUUGAACCAGACCGUCAAGGACAGUGGCUACGAAGGCGCAGACUCGAUGGAGCACUCAACAGGGUACCCAGAAAUUUUUACCCUCGUGUUUGGGGGGUACUAGAAAAGUGUCAGGGACUUGCCAUAGAAGGCAGAGUUCUCCCUCAGAACUUGACACAAGAGAUGACACCAGGAGAACUAAAGUUUGCCUUGGCAGUGGAGACAGUACUGAAUUCUAUUCCCCAGCCAGAAUAUCGACAGCUGAUUGUCGAGGCUCUUAUGGUGCUCACAUUAGUUACUGAAUACAACAUUGCUGGCUCUUUGGGGGGCAUCAUUGCAGUCGAAAAUCUUGUGCACAAGGCCAACCAGAUCUUCCUUGAAGAUCAGAUGAAAGUUAAUGGAGAUGCAACUCUGUGCUGUGCCAAGCCAAAAGAACAGCGAGAGAUGACAUCUAGCGGGGGACUUCUGUGCGGAGGAGCAGCAUAUAUCUGUCAGCAUUUUUAUGACAGUGCACCAAGCGGUAGCUAUGGCACAAUGACAUAUGUCACACGAGCAGUUGCUUCCCUUUUAGAUUGUCUGCCACGUGAUGGAGAAGUGGAUUGCUCUGUCAGUUGAGAUAUCAGUCACUGUUAAGAAUAAGUAUGAAACUGUAUUUGAAACUAGUGGAUAGGAUCAAGAGUACAAUGUACACAUGCAUGCACCUCGUUAAUAGUAUUCUGGAAAGAAACACAAUAGUGAUACAAAGAAUUCCUGGUUUUCAUUUUUCAGAUUUUUUUUUACAUUAACCUUAAUAUUUUGGUCAUUUCUUUGUUCCUGCCAGUUAUUAGUUUAUUGCUUUUUCCUUAGAACUACGUGAUGCUGUGGCACCCAGUAGCAUAGUUGGUUGAGGCACUAUGCUACAAGCCAGAAGGUCGUGGGAUCAAAUCCCAAUGAGGUGAAUUU
Messenger RNA from Cryptotermes secundus, 4167 nucleotides. RefSeq names its product probable phosphorylase b kinase regulatory subunit alpha. The record is from RefSeq and is a predicted model, not a curated record. The transcript has 25 exons. Lineage: Eukaryota; Metazoa; Arthropoda; Insecta; Blattodea; Kalotermitidae. Bases 247 to 3840 code for a protein of 1197 amino acids. Gene Ontology annotation, biological process: glycogen metabolic process. Gene Ontology annotation, molecular function: calmodulin binding. Gene Ontology annotation, cellular component: phosphorylase kinase complex.